Molecule: messenger RNA, 468 nt
Organism: Cryptomeria japonica (Japanese cedar)
Lineage: Eukaryota; Viridiplantae; Streptophyta; Pinopsida; Cupressales; Cupressaceae
Exons: 2
Coding region: 1-468 (155 amino acids)
Source: RefSeq, a predicted model, not a curated record
AUGAGGAAGCUUGUUGAAGAGAGACAACGGACUAGGUAUAAAGCUCUUUAUGAUGCGCUAUGGGUGGAUCGUAUAAAUCCAAAAAGAGCAAUCGGUAUGUCACCUUUUCAACUUCUGUAUGCAUUGAAUUAUGAGAUUCCAAUCACUGUGGAACUUCCAACAUUAAAGCUCGCCAAGGCCAUUGAAGAUGUAACCUAUCAAGAUUCACCUGAUAAGCGGAUUAUGUUUCUUUCUCAGUUGGAAGAAACAAGAGCAGAAGUUGUUGAUAGGAUUGCUGCAUACCAAAGCCAAGUGAAGGUGUUAUUUGAUAAGGAAACAACUUCUCGUGAGUUCUCUGUUGGUCGGAUUUUGAAGUCUGACCUGCAAGGUUCCUUCUUUUCAAAGGUAAUUGCACAUCAAACUUUAAAGUCUGAUGUGCAAAGGUUUGGUUUUAUCCUUCCAGAUUGGACUUUAAAGUCUGACCUGUAG